Messenger RNA from Gastrolobium bilobum, 1467 nucleotides. Its product is annotated as protein THYLAKOID FORMATION1, chloroplastic-like. Bases 145 to 1029 code for a protein of 294 amino acids. The record is from RefSeq and is a predicted model, not a curated record. Lineage: Eukaryota; Viridiplantae; Streptophyta; Magnoliopsida; Fabales; Fabaceae. Gene Ontology annotation, biological process: protein import into chloroplast stroma; protein import into chloroplast thylakoid membrane; photosynthesis. The transcript has 5 exons. Gene Ontology annotation, cellular component: chloroplast thylakoid.
UUGUGCCUUGUUUCCAACACAAAGUUUGAAAGCAAUGCAGGUCUUCUCUGACCUCUGAAUUUUGUCCUCCCAUGAAGGACACUUUCUGAUUCCAAUUGCCUCUACACUCUCUCUUGUGUUGCAUUUGCAUUUCCAUUUCCACCGAUGGCUGCUCUCACUUCUCUGUCUUUCUCAGCAGUGACUCAAUGUUCAGAAAGAAAAGUAACUCUGUCCUCAACUCGUUUCCUUGCUUCUAGUUCCCAGCUCUUUGGUUUUCGGACCCAUUUCUCAUACCAUUAUGUGGGUGUUCGAGCUUCCAAUUCAACAUCUAAGAUGGUUAUUCAAUGCAUGUCUUCUGUGACAGAUGUUCCCACUGUUUCUGAGACAAAGUUAAAUUUCCUUAAGACAUAUAAGCGACCAAUUCCUAGUAUCUACAACACUGUGCUGCAGGAGCUCAUUGUCCAGCAACAUUUAAUGAGAUACAAGAGAUCAUAUCGUUAUGACCCUGUAUUUGCUCUUGGUUUUGUCACUGUAUAUGAUCAACUCAUGGAAGGGUAUCCUAGUGAUGAGGACCGAGAUGCCAUCUUCCAAGCGUACAUUCAGGCAUUGAAGGAAGAUCCAGCAGAAUACAGAAAAGAUGCACAAAAGUUGGAAGAGUGGGCUCGGGCUCAAAACUCAACUUCCCUGGUUGAGUUUUCAUCCAAAGAAGGAGAAGUUGAAGGGAUUUUAAAGGAUAUUGCAGAAAGAGCAAGAGGAAAGGGAGAAUUCAGUUAUAGUCGUUUCUUUGCAGUAGGCCUCUUUCGUCUUCUUGAGUUGGCAAAAGCAACUGAACCAACAAUUUUGGAAAAGCUUUGUGCGGCUUUGAACAUUGACAAAAGAAGUGUUGAUCGAGAUUUGGAUGUGUAUCGUAAUCUGCUUUCCAAGUUGGUUCAAGCAAAAGAGCUGCUAAAGGAAUAUGUUGCAAGGGAGAAGAAGAAAAGAGAAGAAAGGGCUGAACCACAAAAGGCUAAUGAGGCCAUUACAAAAUGUUUAGAAUUGUCUGGUCUGUAGUUUUGGUCCUCUGAAACGACCUCCUAGUGAAGAUUUCGUAUCCUUGACAUGCUUUUUCUUGAGCCUGGCACUUUCUAUCAGCUUGAUUUUGCACUCUGUACUGAGUGUAAAUUGUAAUCUUCUGUCACGGUGAUCCACCUUAAUUCUUGUUUCACUAAAAGACCCACAAUUAAUUCAUCCGUCCAACACGAUUACAAGUAUUAUUUUUCUCCUCGCAGUCACAAAUGUAUUUUGUAGUUCUCAAACACUAGCCCGAAGGCAUAUAUUCUGGCUAUCCCUGAAUUUUUCAUAUUUCAGUGUUUGCAUGUGUUUAUAUAUAUAGUGGGAAAAAUAUUUCUCAAUCAGCUUGAGAUAAGUUUAUCUCUGGCUAUCUCAAAACUACUAUGUCGUUUUAUUUAUUUAUUUCCUUAUAUCAAUUGAUUCAACUUUGAAUGGUUA